AUGUUAACAUUGGAAGGAGAUAUAGAAGAUGAUAUACCUAUUGAGGUCACUGGAGAUGUUUUAAGGAUUCGGAAGAUUCUCACAAAUUUAGUCAGCAAUGUUAUCAAGUUUACACAUCAAGGCAAAGUUGGUAUAAAACUUUAUGUUGUUCCAGAGCCACCAUUUACCAAAUCAGAAGAAUUCCAUCAAACGGCGACAAAAGACCAGUCAACUGUUUCUUCAAAUGUAUUGAAAGAAGAGAAACAUAAAUCAUCAUCAAGAAGUACUAUAUGUGAUCAAAAUAUUAUUGAUGGUAAAAAAACACAUUGGCCAACCAAUCCAAAAUCAAGCAUUUAG
Molecule: messenger RNA, 336 nt
Organism: Lathyrus sativus (Indian pea)
Lineage: Eukaryota; Viridiplantae; Streptophyta; Magnoliopsida; Fabales; Fabaceae
Source: the annotation of a GenBank genome assembly